UAUAGCCAUGAUGUCAUGAUGGCAAUCAAAAAGGUAGGCAUAUGAAAGAAGGUUUAUAAGCAAUGGACGAUACAGGCUUAACCGCGAAGCAAAAAAUAACCCUUAUCUCUGCGUGGGGUUUGAUAAAGCAAGAAAUCGUUCUUCACAGCCGAAACAUCAUGUUUCUCCUUUUCCGCGAACAUCCUCACUACCUCCCCUACUUCGACUUCAACGCGAACGCCACGCAUCCCAGCCUGGCGGACAAUGAAAGUUUUCACUUGCAUGCUUUGAUGGUGCUGAAUACCAUCGGCACGCUGAUUGAAAACGAUCUCAAGGACCCGCCAGUUUUCCGAGACAGAUUAUUCCGUCUGGCCGAAUCACAUAAAGCUCGUGGAGUGAUGGCAGUGGACAUUGAACUGUUUAGCGAAAUAAUGAUUGCCUACCUCGUGGAAGUGUUGGGUCACCAAGCAGCCAACUCGCUUUCGGAGGCCCUGACCAGGCUGUUCGAACAGUUCGGUGAAGCAUUCGGCAUUCAGGAUUGAAGGAGGGGAUUUAUAAAUAGCGAGCAAUAAACCAUAUCUAUCCUUCGAGAU
Molecule: messenger RNA, 572 nt
Organism: Armigeres subalbatus
Lineage: Eukaryota; Metazoa; Arthropoda; Insecta; Diptera; Culicidae
Product: myoglobin-like
Exons: 2
Coding region: 63-521 (152 amino acids)
Molecular function (GO): heme binding; oxygen binding
Source: RefSeq, a predicted model, not a curated record